UUCAAGCCCUGGAUCCUAGCAAAGCCACAGAUGGACAUGGUACAGGAACUGGGUGCAGUGUCUGCAGACAUCAUUCUGUUUCUCGCAGCUCUUCAUGCCUUCUUUCGCUUAUUCAAGGACCACAGAGCCCCAUCAGUGGGUUUUCUUCUCAUCACUGUCUCUUCUGCUCUGACGCUUCUUCCCCUACCUGGCACUGCUGUCUCUCUAGCCCAAAAAGACCUCCGAUGGGCGGGUGAGGCACUGUGCCCUGCCUUGCUUGGCUUUGGCUUCUUGUGGUUCAGUGAAGAUCACCUCACCGCCUGUGUGCUGCUAAUCGGCUCCUCAGUUCUUCCGACGCUUGCCGAUUGGCUAUCCGAGGAUGUCUUGGUGAUCAUGACACGCUGCCAGGCCUUAUCGGCACUGUCCUGUUCCCUUACAGUGUGUCUGUUUGCUGCAAAUGGGACUGGCGUACUGGUGAGUGUGGCUCUCAGCCUCCCUGCUCUUGUGGCCCCCAGGGCUGUAGGCAGCAGUGCUGCAUCUCUGGGAGCUUCACAAACUGUAGGAGGAUUGCUGGAGUGGGUCUUAAAAGUUGUCAUGGCUGCAGGGUGUUGGACAACACAAAGGGCUCUAGAUACAUUUCUUCAGGACCUGAAGCAGUGGGACACUGAUGUUGGAUGAGAAGGCCUGGCUCACAACUAACACUCCGAAUCAUUCCAAAGGUGAAAAGAAACAAAAGAAGCAUGACAGCCUUACUCCUUCUCGACUGGGGAUUGAGAAAAAUAAGGGGCGGAAACACUUAAUAAAAAAUGUAUUAAAAUA
Messenger RNA from Trichomycterus rosablanca, 798 nucleotides. RefSeq lists its product as uncharacterized. The record is from RefSeq and is a predicted model, not a curated record. Bases 31 to 657 code for a protein of 208 amino acids. The transcript is spliced from 3 exons. Lineage: Eukaryota; Metazoa; Chordata; Actinopteri; Siluriformes; Trichomycteridae.